CGGGAGUAUAUGAAGCCGACUGUUAACUUCAGGCUCUGUUCACCUCGCAAAGGCAGCCUACGUUAGGUAACGAUGAGUACAUCGGAGUCCCUGGAUCGGAUGGAACUCUGUGAGAGCCUGUUGACAUGGAUCCAGACGUUUGGAGUAGAGGCUCCAUGCAAGACAGUAGAAGACUUGACGAGUGGUAUCGUCAUGGCCCAAGCUCUACAGAAAAUAGAUAUAGUUUAUUUCAAUGACGCCUGGAUUAGUAGAAUCAAGCCAGAGGUAGGGGACAACUGGAGGUUAAAGAUCAGCAAUCUAAAGAAAGUUCUGAAAGGCAUCCUCGACUAUAAUCAGGAGAUCCUAGGCCAGCACAUUAACGACUUCACACUACCAGAUGUUAAUCUUAUCGGAGAACACUCUGAUGCCGCAGAACUCGGGAGGAUGUUACAACUUAUACUGGGCUGUGCUGUCAACUGUGAACAGAAACAAGAAUACAUCCAAACCAUAAUGAUGAUGGAAGAAUCAGUGCAGCAUGUCGUCAUGACAGCCAUCCAAGAGCUAAUGAGUAAGGAGACUCCAGUGGAAGGAAAUGACUCAUAUGUGGAUCUAGACAGACAGCUGAAGAAGACCGUUGAGGAGCUGAACGAUGCUUUGGCUACCAAGGAAGAGAUUGCACAGAGGUGUCGUGAGCUUGACAUGCAGGUGGCAGCCCUGCAAGAAGAAAAGAGCAGUUUACUUGCAGAAAACCAGGUCCUAAUGGAGAGACUUAACCAGUCUGACUCAAUAGAGGAUAUAAACAGCCCUGCUGGACGCAGACACCUCCAGCUGCAAACACAACUGGAGCAAUUACAGGAAGAAACUUUCAGGUUGGAGGCAGCAAAGGAUGACUACCGGAUCCGUUGUGAGGAGCUUGAAAAAGAACUCUUGGAUGUAAAGUCUCAGAAUGAAGAGCUUACUUCACUGGCUGAUGAAGCUCAGUCUCUCAAGGAUGAGAUAGAUGUCCUCAGGCAUUCAUCAGACAAAGUGUCAAAGCUGGAGGGCACGGUGGAACACUACAAGAAGAAACUGGAGGAUAUGGGACUUCUUAGGAGACAGACUAAGCUUUUGGAGGAAAAGAACACAGUGUUAAUGCAGACCAACGUCAGUUUGGAAGAAGAGCUGCGAAAGGCUAACGCAACGAAGGGCCAGCUGGAGACAUACAAGAGACAGGUGGUUGAACUUCAAAACAGACUGUCAGAAGAAUCUAAAAAGGCUGACAAGAUGGAGUUUGAGUACAAACGUGUCAAAGAGAAAGUGGACUCCCUACAAAAAGAAAAAGAUCGUAUGCGGACAGAGAGAGACUCUCUGAAGGAGACUAUUGAGGAGCUGCAUUGUGUCCAAGCUCAAGAGGGCCAGCUAACAUCAGGUCUCUUCCCGUUGUCCAGCAACGACGGCACUGAUUCACUGGCUGCUGAGAUCACCACCCCAGAGAUUCGAGAACACUUGAUUCGUCUGCAGCAUGAGAACAAGAUGCUGAAGCUGGCUCAGGAGGGAUCAGACAAUGAAAAGAUUGCACUGCUGCAAAGUCUACUGGAGGACGCCAGCAGACGAAAAAAUGAACUGGAGACAGAGAACAGGUUAAUCAAUCAGCGUUUGAUGGAGGAACAGAGUCAGGUAGAGGAGCUUCAGAAGUCUCUUCAAGAGCAGGGCUCCAAAGCAGAUGAUUCUUCCAUUCUGAAGAAGAAAUAUGAGGAGCACAUGGAAAAGAUUCAAGAGUUGAACAAUGACUUGCUGAAGAAAAAUACCUUCAUUGAUGAAAUGGAGCCCAAAUACACUGCCAGCUUCCACCGAGUGGAGGAGCUGGAAGAGGCCUUGAAAAAGAAAGAUGAAGACAUGAAACAGAUGGAGGAUAGAUAUAAGAAAUACCUGGAAAAGGCCAAGAGCGUGAUCCGGACCCUGGACCCCAAACAGAACCAGGGUUCAGGUCCAGAGGUUCAAGCUCUGAAGAACCAGCUGCAGGAGAAAGAGAGGAUGUUGCACUCAUUGGAGAAAGAGAUGGACAAGACAAAGAGCCAGAGAGAUUAUGAGGAGAAACUGAUUGUGUCAGCCUGGUACAAUAUGGGUAUGUCUAUGCAGAAGAAGGCGGCUGAAGACAGACUUGCUAAUACCGGCUCUGGUCAGUCCUUCUUGGCCCGGCAGAGACAAGCCACCAGCACACGCCGCUCCUACCCAGGCCAUGUCCAGCCAGCUACCGCAAGGUAGAUGGCAGCAAGGCAGAGAAAUACAACCUUUCAAAUCCCUGAACCUUUUAUACAGUACAUGUACAGUACAUACAGUACAUACAGCCUUUUUCAGGCAAACUAUUCCCAUUCUUUUAUUGUAGAAGUUCUUGUUUUCCUGCAUUCUGCCUAUUGAUUUUCUUUUUUUUCCUUCUUGAUCAGAUCCAUGAGGUAGAGAUGCCAGGCUGCCCAAAUCUUGCACCACUUUUAUUCCUGACUAAGCAUAUUUUACCCUGACUCCUGUGAUGGCAGGCUUCUACCUUUUUUCACACCCCAGCAUUAUUUAUAGGGUCUGACUAAUCACUCCAAACACCCUCUCUUCCUUUCUCAACCACUGACCUUCCUGAAAGCUGUACUCUGUGGCACACUUUUGCCAUGCAGGUCUGGACCCCAAGACAGAGAAGAAUUGCAUCUUCUUGACAAGUUGUUUUUGUUGCAAGCAACCGCUCUACCUGUUCAUGCAGUAUUUAUGCACAUCUCUACCUGUGAAAACGUUUGAGGUUCAGCUUGUUUUUUGACUGGAGUUGACAGACUUCCUGUCCCGCAUUGUCUCAUUUAACUCUUUAUGAUGUAGCUUUAAGGAGGUUAACAGCAAUUUUCAGUCAAGUGUGGCCAUGUUUAACUUGUUCUAUUCAAAUGAAAGAUCAUCAGUUGCUCUUCUGCUCUGUUUUUGUGUUUUGUUUAGUGAAACGGGAUUGAGCAACAAAUACACUCAAGCAUAGGAUGAUGUAUAGUCACCAUAUGUAAAUGUUCCAUUUGCUUGAUGAUCUUUACUAGGAUAUGUGUUUUGGGGGGAAAAAAGCAGUUGACUGGUAGCUGUGUAGCAAUAAUUGUGAUUGAUAAUUGUUUCCCAAGAAAACAAAGUAACUGCUUGGGGUGCUGAAGGUGCAAUCCACAGUGAGGCUGAGUUUGUGGAAAAGGGGUUUUAGCUUUACCAGCAUUUACAAGGUGCCAUAGUCUUAGAUUUAACAGUAUGUACCACAGGAUAUAGUCCUUUGUCCUUGAAACACAUCAGGAUUGCCCCCCUCACACUACGCAGACAAAUGUAUUGAAGGAAACUGCCUGAUUGAAAAUUGAUUUAGUUUUUAGAUCGCCCUUAAUGCCAUUAAGCCAACACAGAGAUGAAGUUAAUUUAAAGUAGGGCAGUUAAGUGGACUCACUUUCUGUAUCAUUUUAGAAUCAGCUAAUUACUGUCUUUGAAAAGAGGUUUUUCACAGUAUGUUAAAAGCACUACACAGUACUUUCCAUGUCACUUUAAAUAGAAAUCUUCAAUAGGGACGCUUGCUGCAGCUGUUCGAGUCUUUUCUUUUAAUACUUUUUUUUUGGUUUACGUUGUCAUUGUUGUAAAGGCACAUCAUCAAUAACCUCUCGUUGACAUGAUGGACCUUUAGAAGCCCUGAAAUUAACCCUGUAUCUGUUUAACGGCCGUCUGACCGUUCUCUCUCUCUUUCUCCUCCCUUAACAGCAAUAUCACUGCAUGACUGGCACAUCAAUGAACUGGCCUGGCCUUUCUUUGGCCUAUAAAUGGUCCCCGACCGGGCAAGGCUGAGGCACACGAUGCAUGAACUAUCUGCCUGCCUACUGUUUGCAUGACUUUGCAUUGACUCGAGCCUGCGAAUAACCAGCACACCAGCAGCAGCAUGAGCACUAACAGCCCUCUGCAGUGUCAUGCAUUGUAACCUUCAGACAAGCCUGAGGGAGGGAUGGGGGGGGUUGGUCGGAAAAGAAUACCCUCACCCUCCUUCCUCCCAGUUAAACUCCUUUCCACACUUCCAACUCCUUUCUCCUCUUGUUUUUCCUGCCUUCUUUUUACCCCCCUCAUUCUCCUACACUCCUCUUCUUCAUCUCUUCUCCUCCCUUACUUAUCACAGACAUGCCUGCUUGUGCUUCCACACUGCAUUACAUUUGUUACAAUUCAACCUAUGUUACAAACACCCAGAACAGGGCCAGAAUACUGCAGUAUAGUCUGUCAGUCAACCAGAUGAAUUUUCUUUUUUCUUUUUUCGAAGUCUUUUCUGUAGUACUUGUGUGUAACUUGACGUUGCCAGACUGUUACAGGAUACCUAAGUGACAUAUUUCCACAUAUCUGUUUAUAUUUACAUGAUUGGUGGAGAGUUGAUAUCAGUGAGAGAGAAAUAUUUGAGAGGUGUAGCCUGUCAGACAGUCUGCAAAACAAACAAAAAAAGGAGUCAGCUCUCCUAAGUGUGUAUCUCUUGUGUUUUGGCACUGUCAUCUUAAAAAAAUAGUGAUGGUUCUGCCCAGCCUCUCCUUUAACAUGUUGCUAGAUGGCAUCUUAGAUGUGCUUUUACCUCAAGUGUUAAUGAGUACAACAAGUUUUUGAGUAAAUGAGAACCUAUGGGACAUUACUGUCUUGCCCUGUAGGUUUCUGGACAGUGUGCAGUAGGACCAUAGGGUGGCAAAUAAGUGUUUUAAAAUGAAUAACAUUGUUACAGAUAUGGUUUUAUGCAGGAUAAAAGCCCCCAUUAAGCCUUAAGUUUUCUUUAGAUGGAACAUGUCAGCAAAGUGUCUAUUUCUUGAUAAAUACAUAUUUAAUGCAAAUGUAUAUAGUGUUUUUUGGGUUGAAUAUAUUGUAGUUGACAAUUAUGUUGCCUGUUAUUUGUCUAAGUAGCAAAUAACCUGUGUUCAAUUGAGCCAAAAGCAACAAGCUCUACUGAUGUUAUUUUUUUUCACACAUUUAAUACAUUAUAGCUGAACAAAAUUAAUGCUAAAUUGACAUUCACGAAGGAAUGGGGAAAAAAAUCACGACACUGUGCAUUAGCUCACGUAAGCUCAUGCAUAGUACAUUGUCUUAGUUCGAAAGGAAAGGGCUUAAACAGGUAAAAGAAGUGGGAAGGGAAACAAUUGCAAAAUUCACAAACCCUUCAUCAGUAAAUGUCAAAAGCUUCCACACAUGGCAGUUAAAAGUGAUCCUGCAGUAGUGUUAGUGUUUUGUUAGGGCAACUUAAUGGGAUAGAAGAAGCUGCUUAAACAUGCAGUGUUACCGGCAAUGACACAAUAGUAUCAGAAAUAAGGAAACUUAACUUGAUGUUGCCAUAAGUCAUACUGUACAUUUUGUGUUGUUUUUUUAAUGAACGUCUUAUUUAAAUUUUAUUUCCAGAACUUAUUAAAAUUGACACAAAAAAAGAACGAGAAAGGCUGAAAACCUGGACCUGAAGAUAUAUGCAUGUUACAGGUAUAAAUGCAUAUGUUUUAUUUAAAUGAGAGAGAUGGUUCAAUCCUCCAAUUUAGUGCCUUUGUUUUAAAUUAUGAUAUUUAAAGAAAAACAAAGACUGCCUGGUCUUUGUUGGACUAAAGGCGGUGUGGCAAGCUGUCCUUUAAGACCUCUUUUUAUUGUGUUAUUUGGAAAAAAAAUGUCUAAGAUGAGCAUCAUCCUCAUCCAUGUGAUAGAUUUCUUUUGACAAAAAAAAUGUGUAUUGUUUAGCUUAAGUAGGCUUAAUGAGGGCUUUAUUCUGUUUGUUUUUGUUUGUUUGUUUUUUUAACCUGUUUUACUCAUAAUUCUUAUAUUGCAUAAUCUUGGUUUAAUUCAUGCUGUGCAUUUUUAUCUUAAUGGCUUAUUUAUUCUUUUGCUGCUCGUACAGCAGUGUUACUUUUUUUCAUAUUAGUAUUAUGAUCUCACCACUUAAACUGUUACAAUGGAUGUUAAAUUUCUAUUCGACAUCAAAAUACUGUUAAAUACUUGUCUUAUGCAACAAAAGGAGGAGAACGCUUGUUAUAGUGUCUGUCUCCAUGUAAUGGAAUGACACAAAGGUCAAAUCAGAAUAAUGUAAACUGGAGAAAACAAUGCAACAAAGGUUACAUUUGCCUCCAGGGUUUUUUUUUUUUAGGAAAAUGAAUGUCUUAUCAUCAUCAAAAAAAAGCACAUUUUACACUUUUAAUUCACUGGAUUGUUAGUGGUUAUACAUUUUCAGUGUUUUGCCAACAGCAACAAAGACCAGGCCGUUAUUGUGAAAAAAGGUGUUCAUUAGCUGUUGAGGUUGCAUAUGUAAUUGCAUUCAAGUAAUGUUAGCACAGAUCUUUGGUCAAGGGCAAAUCAGAUUCCACAUCUGGGCAUCAAAUAAAUUAGUAGUCAAUAAGUUGUAAAGGAAAGAAGCGUUAUCUUUUGCCCAGCUCCCAACUUGUUUCUGUUGUCGUCCAAAUAGAUGUUUUGUGAACCACUCGCCAUUAAUAGCUACAGAUUUAGCUGUAAGUUAUAUCACACAGAACUCUUUUAACCGUCCAACCCAAAAAAAUCAUUGAUUUGGUAAGACAUCUGUAUAUAAUGGAGCACAUCCACUAUGUGGUUUACAAGUUAAAACUUUUAACAGGGAUGGUGGGGAUACAUACUUUUGUUUUUUAGUAUUUAAGACAAAGCAGAUUGUGUCGACCCCUUUUAUCCCCCAUCGAUUCAGCCACUGUAUACGUCUGUGUAUAAUUAAUGUUACCUUUAGGAAUAUAAUGAGAAACUGGGGGGAAAGAUUAUCACAAGGGAUAUAAUAUAACCACAGAAACAUAUUUCAAAAGCCAGCUAGUUUGGUCCAUUUUCAGACCUUAUUAAUGCCAAUUUUUUUUCUCAGUAUAGAAGAAAAUGUGACCUUGAUGUACUGUCCAAGCUGUAACCUAUACUCUUUCCUCUACUUUCAUGUUUGAGAACAAAAUAUUGAAUAAGGAUUGCAGUAAUCUUAACAAAAAUCGGUCAUAUUGUGGUGUGUUUCGUCCAUGCCUAAGCUAAAAAUGAGCAUCCAGUGUUCCCUGUAGUGUUACUUGACUGCUAACUGCACUGUGGGCCAGUCAGAAGUGUAUCAGAGACAUGAAACAAACAACAUGCGGCUGUUAACAGGUCAGAAUCUAUCACAACGCGUGCAGUGUUUGCUAUAUUUUUUACUCAUCGGAAAACUUUUCUUUACAUAUUGAAGUAGCAAAUAACCUUCCAUUUGCCAAGUUUUAUAUUGCUUGUAUACAAACACACUAUGUACAUACUUUAUGUGACAGUGAUAGAGGAAGUGUCUGGCCAUUUGACAAUGAGAGAAUAAAACUCGUGUGUAGUUAAGUGGAUUUCACAUAGCAUCUGUCUGAUGAGGAUUUAUUGAUAGAAAAUGUGCUUCCUUCACUGCAAAACUUGGAAAUGACAUUGUAAAUAAAGCUUGUAUAAAACAGA
Molecule: messenger RNA, 7395 nt
Organism: Scomber japonicus (chub mackerel)
Lineage: Eukaryota; Metazoa; Chordata; Actinopteri; Scombriformes; Scombridae
Gene: hook3
Product: hook microtubule-tethering protein 3
Exons: 23
Coding region: 73-2223 (716 amino acids)
Biological process (GO): cytoskeleton-dependent intracellular transport; cytoplasmic microtubule organization
Cellular component (GO): centrosome; cytoplasm
Molecular function (GO): microtubule binding; dynein light intermediate chain binding
Source: RefSeq, a predicted model, not a curated record